This is a messenger RNA of Aspergillus homomorphus CBS 101889, 1151 nucleotides long. Its product is annotated as 3-oxo-5-alpha-steroid 4-dehydrogenase family protein. The transcript is spliced from 3 exons. NCBI's taxonomy places the organism in Eukaryota, Fungi, Ascomycota, Eurotiomycetes, Eurotiales, Aspergillaceae. Bases 45 to 1151 code for a protein of 368 amino acids. The record is from RefSeq and is a predicted model, not a curated record. Gene Ontology annotation, biological process: lipid metabolic process. Gene Ontology annotation, molecular function: oxidoreductase activity, acting on the CH-CH group of donors.
CAUAGAUACUGGAUUACAUUAGGGAUACCAUCAAUUGCUCCACGAUGGGAGCCAUAAUCUCGUCCUGCUGGGCCAACCUCCCUCCACUGACAGACAUCCUCCUCCCCACGCCGGAAGUCUACCGCACCUUACUGAACAUCUUCCAAUACUUUCCAUUGUUCACAACCAUCCAAUGGCUAACCGCCUGGCACCCAGCGGGCAAAACCUCACUGAAGCGCUCGAUCUUCAACCUCCCAGGCCGUUGGGCCUGGUUCGCAAUGGAGAUCACCAGCCCACUGAACCUGCUCUACAUCCUAUGGAAGCUACCCUCCAAACUCGAUCUGCCUGAGUCUUAUAGCCUUCCCUGGCAGAACAAGCUCCUUGCCGCCCUCUUCGUAGCCCACUACCUCAACCGCGCCGUCAUCUCCCCCUUCCUCGCUGCCCCAAGCAUGUCCCCCAUCCACCUCUUCAUCAUGACCUCCGCCAUGCUCUUCAACUGGUUCAACUCCACCUGUCUCGCCUGCUGGCUGGUUGGCUACGAGAUCCCAACCAUCCCGGCUUAUCACCAUGCUUACCGCCCCAGCGGCACCGGAGCCGCAACAAUCCAGUCCCUAGGGGUGCUGAUUUUUCUUGGGGGCAUGGCAACGAACAUCUACGCAGAGCGCACGCUCUUCCGUCUCCGUCGCGAGGAGGCUGCGCGUCGUGCCGCCUCCUCUUCCUCUUCCUCCCCUGAAGCUAACUCGCGUUCGCAAUCAGACAGGAAGGGAGAACCCCCCUCAACAUCCAAAGUCUACAUCCUCCCGCCCAAAUCCCACCCCCUGUUCUCCGCAAUCCUGUACCCGCACUAUCUUGCCGAGUGGAUUGAAUGGACGGGUUUCGCGCUUGCGGGGACGAUGGUUCGAUCUAUUUCAUCGGUGGGGUGGGGGGGCCUCGCGGCUGCGACAGCUAGUUCUGCUAGGGCAGCACCCCUCCGGCUCGCGCCGUGGCUUUUGCCCUUCGCUAAGGGGGCGGCGUACGCCGGGCUGUCGGUGCCUGUUCCGGCGGUUGUGUUUGUGGUGAAUGCGGUCACGAAUAUGCUGCCGCAUGCGCGGUGGGGGCGGCGGUGGUAUCAGGUGUGGCGCUGGCGUGAGGUGUUUGUACCGUAUAACACUAUAUUCAGUUGUGAUGAUUAG